Molecule: messenger RNA, 1764 nt
Organism: Dermochelys coriacea (leatherback sea turtle)
Lineage: Eukaryota; Metazoa; Chordata; Testudines; Dermochelyidae
Gene: BTLA
Product: B and T lymphocyte associated
Exons: 6
Coding region: 116-1123 (335 amino acids)
Biological process (GO): immune response-regulating cell surface receptor signaling pathway
Cellular component (GO): plasma membrane
Molecular function (GO): signaling receptor activity
Source: RefSeq, a predicted model, not a curated record
UCAAGAGAAUCAGUUCAGAGACAACAUGGGCAAUCACAGAGGGGUGUAAGUAUCUACACAAACUGCACUUCUUGAACCUCAGAGGAAUCUCUCCCAUCUCCACCAUGCCAAUGAAAUGAAGGCUCCUCCAGGCAUGCGGGUGAAUAGAAUUGUACUGCACAUCCUUCUUGUGGUGCUAUCUCUGGAUCACUGUCAGGUUUAUGGUUUUUCUUCACUUCCAGGAGACGUGAUUGAGAACUGUACUGUUGAACUUCUGGUUACAAGAGGUUACAGAUACCCGGGAAAACCUGGGGACUUCCUCAGUAUAGAGUGUCCAGUGAAGUACUGCACAGGAAAGCCGGCCAUGAACUGGUGCAAGAUACAGGACAUGUACUGCUUACUUUUGAAAGAUGGGCCAACCAGACAAACAGCCUGGAAAGAAGGAAAUGUGUUUGUUCUGAACUUUGUACCUGUUCAUAAGAACGACAGUGGAUUAUAUCGUUGUCAAGCUACUGUAGGAAGUUUAAGCAGUGAGAGCCAUUCAGUAGAAGUUCUUGUUCAAGAAGUGACUACAAACGCCCCUACAAAUCCACAAUCAAAGGAAUUUGCAGGUGCCACUAAUGUCACAGAAGCUCCUCAAGGACCUAGCAGCAACAAUAAGAAGUGGAUUAUUUAUGCCCUAUCACCUCUGGGGGCAUUGUGUCUCCUCAUCCUUAUCUGGUUAUGCCUGUUGUGUUGUCUGCGGUGGCACUCAGUGAAACCCAAGACAACCCCAGUAACCUCACAGAAGGAAAUGAACAUGAUCAGCAGAUCUACAUGUGCGCCAUACCACACCGAUAGGACCACGCAUGCCCCCAGUGAAGGAUCUACACUUUACUAUUGCUCCAUGGCUAGCCUGCAGCAGCCAUUGGAUGACAGCACAAUUUAUGAUAAUCAUGUCCCUCACUGGAAUGGUAGCAGGGCAGCAACUGGUAAUGCCUCUGACAGUGCUGCUGUUGAUUCCUACCAGCCCUCAUCUGAGAGCGAAGAUGUCCUUGUUUAUGCUUCAUUAAACCAUUCUAGUAUUAUAGAAAAGCUCCCGAGAAAGGAACAGAAUGUGGAAAUUGAACUUACAGAAUAUGCCACCGUUUGUGUGAAGAAAUAGCCCUGGCAAUGAUAUCUCUUUAACUAAGCCAGUACCGUAACGGUUCAUGUCCUGCAGUGACUCAAGCAUUACAGCAGGAACAUAAGUACACCUUCUUCUAAACAAAGAGGAAUUCUCAUCAAUAAAAGCAUACUGAUUCUUAUGAUAUAUUCUGGAAUUCACACUUAAGCGAAGCCCAUGUUCGUGGUUGGAUAUUAGCAACCACUUGUUUGUUAUCUUCCACAUGGAUUCAUUUGAAGCUUUCAUGUUCCAGGAACGCCCCCUGCUCUGAUCAAAGCACUGCCCAGAGCAAAGUCAGAGUUUGGACAGGAUAAAUAAAAACUGAAUAAUAAAGGUUAGGAGAAUUGGAAAAGAAAACAAAUGUAAAGGACAAUGAGCUAUAUUAGGUCCACUGGGGAAAAUUAUGAAUUAUUUUUGUUGAAGAAAAUUUUUGAUGAUAAGAAUUUUGCUUGAAGAACAUAUUUAAGCAUAAGACUUAUGCACCACUGGGAGGUGUUCUGUGACUAUGAAGAACAUAUUAACCUGCUACUAACUAAAAAGCAAGCUAAUGGUUUUUUUUUGUUUUUGUUCUCAACCAGCAGCCUAUCCCCAUCAGUUUAGGUGGGGUUAUCUAGACAGUAUGAAAAAAAAUAUAAAAGAAA